Molecule: messenger RNA, 1500 nt
Organism: Hyaloscypha bicolor E
Lineage: Eukaryota; Fungi; Ascomycota; Leotiomycetes; Helotiales; Hyaloscyphaceae
Product: aldehyde dehydrogenase
Exons: 4
Coding region: 1-1500 (499 amino acids)
Molecular function (GO): aldehyde dehydrogenase (NAD+) activity
Source: RefSeq, a predicted model, not a curated record
AUGGUAUCAGAACUCACCAGCACCGUCACCCUGACCGGGAUAGCUGGCCACAAACUGGAGCUCCCCACCGGACUCUUCAUCAACAACCAAUUCGUCCCCUCCAAAACUCACAACACCCUUGAAACCCUGAAUCCCGCCACUGGUGAACAGCUCGCAGUAAUAUCCGCGGCUUCCCUAGAAGAUGUCGACCUCGCUGUCCAGCACGCAAAGGCUGCCUUCAAAUCAUGGCGCAAAUCCCACGGCCCUGUCCGACAAAAGCUGCUCCUCAAACUCGCCGACCUGAUCGAGCGAGACGCCGACGAACUAGCUACACUCGAUGCCCUCGACGCAGGGAAAAUCUUUGGGGAGUCGAGGCACAUGGAUGUUCCCAAUGCGAUUGAGCACCUAAGGUAUUUUGCAGGCUGGGCCGAUAAGAUUGAUGGAAAGAGUUUGCGGAUCCCGAAUGGGUUUGCGUGGACGCAGCGAGAGCCGAUUGGGGUUUGUGCUACGAUUGUGCCGUGGAAUGCUCCUUUGAUGAUCACGAUCUGGAAACUCGCGCCAGCGAUAACGGCUGGCAACGUGUUGAUCAUCAAGACUGCUGAACUCACUCCUCUCUAUGGCAUCAAGCUCGCCCAAUUAGUCCUCGAAGCUGGAUUCCCUGCUGGAGUCAUUCAAAUUCUGACAGGACUCGGCACCGUUACCGGGAAAGCAAUGUCUCAGCACAUGGAGAUCUCGAAACUUGCUUUUACCGGCUCCGGCACGGUUGGGAGGCAGAUUAUGAUUGAGGCCGCGAGGUCGAAUCUGAAAAAAGUGACCCUUGAACUUGGUGGCAAGUCACCUUCUAUUAUUUUCGAUGAUGCGGAUCUUGAGAAUGCGGUGUUCUGGGCGGUCAUUGGAAUUACAGCACAUAAUGGACAGAUUUGUGUGGCUGGGAGUAGACUGUAUGUUCAAAAAGGGAUCUAUGAUAAAUUUGUGGAGAAGUUCAGGGAGAUGAGCUUAAAGGCUGUUGCUGGGGAUCCCCUCCUACAAGACAGUACUAAGGGCCCAGUUAUUAGCAAGGUUCAACAUGAGAAGAUUCUGGGACAUAUUCAGAAGGGUGUUGAGCAAGGAGCAAAACUACUUUACGGAGGGAAAGACGUUGAGGGGAAAGGGAACUUUGUGGAGAAUACGGCGUUCGUGGAUGUUGGGGAGGAAAUGAGUAUGAUGCAGGAGGAGAUCUUCGGCCCUGUGGCGGCAAUUACCAAAUUCGAGACGGAAGAAGAGGUGAUCGAAAAGGCAAACAGCACCUCAUACGGACUGAGCAGCGCCGUUUUUACCAACGACGUCUCACGUGCACAGAGAGUUAGUCAAGCACUUGAAGCUGGACAGGUUACUGUAAACGCAUGGGCUAUGCUGAAUCCUAACACACCGUUUGGAGGGGUGAAAGAGAGUGGAUUUGGGAGAGACAUGGGUGAAGAUGCGUUGGAUGGGUGGACGGUAUUGAAAACAGUGAAGAUUGCAAUUUUGCCUGGGAAGCUGUGA